Messenger RNA from Brassica rapa (field mustard), 8357 nucleotides. RefSeq names its product 3-ketoacyl-CoA synthase 18. Gene Ontology annotation, cellular component: membrane. Gene Ontology annotation, biological process: fatty acid biosynthetic process. Lineage: Eukaryota; Viridiplantae; Streptophyta; Magnoliopsida; Brassicales; Brassicaceae. The record is from RefSeq and is a predicted model, not a curated record. Gene Ontology annotation, molecular function: acyltransferase activity, transferring groups other than amino-acyl groups.
CUAAUUUUUCUAGUUGAAGAAAAAAUGCUUUUUUUUUUCUUUUGUUACCACCAGUUGAAAAAGGUUCCCAAAUGAUCCAACCAACGAACUUUCACUAAGAUUUAGCCAUACACUAUGUACUGGUCAACUAAAAAUCUCAAUGAUCUAAAUUCACGGGGGCACUGGUUUAGAUCGGUUCUGCUAAAAGUGUACUUACGAUUUAUUUGUUUUUCUUGAGAAAAUGUACUUUAGUUUUCUAAGAAACUUGACCAAAAAAAAGUUUUCUAAGAAAAGCUUUUAAGUAGCUUUUUAUUAACUUAUACAAUUUACUGACCGCAAACUCUCUAAGCGUAGGCUUUGUUAACUACCAUGAACAAGUCACACAAGACCAAACCCACGAAGCAUCAUGUUCUUUAGGUUUCGAACCGGUUUUGUGCUAUAGAGACUUGUGUGAUUUUAGUGUGUUUAUAGGGUUGAUGAGACAUGCUGAAAAGCGUUUGAGUAUAUAUAAAGGGGAAAUUACGUGUUCAUAUAUUAAUAAAAUGGUAUUCUACGUCCUGGGAAAAAUGGGAUUUUGUAAACAAUUAUUGUAAGAAAAUGUUUUUAUUACUCAAGGGUAAAAAAUGAUCUUAUGGUGACUUGUUCGUUGUUGUUCCUUCAACCGCGUCUUUGUAGCAUUUCUCGUAGCCUCUCGUAGUGUUUUAUUUGCUGCACAACCACAAACACAGUGAGUUUCAAUUUAAAAUUCAACGAGAGCUUCAAAUUAGUGAAAACAAAGAGAGAGAAGAGCAUCGUAACCUGUUUGCUCACAGACGGUGAGACCAAGGAGACGGCUUGCUGAAAAUGAGUCACCUUGAUGGUACAAUCAAUAACACCAUCACCUUCAGACGACUCAAUAGAAAUAAAUUUCUCCUCUAUUGCCACGUGUAUAACUUUUGUCCACCUUCCAAAUUCAAACCAAACCAUCAGAAUCAUUCACACAUUACAGAACACCAGUCAUCUAAUGAUUCAAGAAAACAAAAAAAAAUCACCAGGUUAGCCAGAUCAGCUCCGCUGAAACCUUCACAGUUUAUCCUCGCAAUGGCAUCCAGGUCAACACUGGAUCUACGGGUUUCUUCUUUCCCAUAGCUUUAAGGAUUGAAGCACGCUCAUCCGCGGUGGGUAGAGGUACAUACACAAGGUUCCCAAACCUACCAUGUCUCAAGUCUAAGUCUUUGGACCACAACAGAGAGUAUCUGAGCCCUCGCAUCUACAUCCGGAAGGCCAAGAGCAAUCUCACAAUCAAAUCUCCCAUUUCUCCUCAGAGCAGCAUCAAUAGCCUCAAGCCUGUUCGUAGCUUCACAUUCAUCUUAUCAAACGGUCGAGGAUUGAGAAGCGGGAACAGAACAUCAGUCUCCAAUUUAUCCAACACUGUUUUAAUCCCACCGAAAUCUUUAAAGGUACGUCCGUUAUUCCCCUCAACAGCUUCCAAAUCAACGUCACAACUCACAAGUAGUAGUUCCGCUCACGGAACGAGAGACUUUACCAUCCUUUCUCAACCCCGUUGUAGUCAUCUUGCUGCUAUCUUUGUUUGUCACAGUCUCGACUUCAACAAUCGGUUUCUCAGAGGAGGUUUUCAGCUUAGCGUAGUGAUCACGUAAGCUGUUAUUGGUCAAAUCAAACUUCUCGCUGUAUACGGCAUCCUCAGAAGUCGAGACGACAUCGCCACUGUCUUGUGAAGAAGAAGAAGAAGACACUGAUCGCUCUUUAUUUGUCCUCUUAUCAUCGAUAUUAAAAGGGGUGGUGAAUCUUCGUAAAACUAUUGAAAACAAAGAAAAGAACACAACACAACCCCUUUUUUAGCAGGAUGCAAUUUGGGGUUCAACACAACAAUCUACAGUCUCUAAGGAAAGAGACUAAGAAAAUUAUACAUAGUCUACAUAAGUAGUAACCAACCUAUAAAUAUCAUAUUCCACAAUGAGUAAUCUUGUACCACUAACCAUAUGGAUAUCUCACGUAAAUUGCAUUGAACACGAUCAGAUAUUAACCUACCAGCUCUAGUCAAACUCUUCACGAUCAUAAAUCUCUGGUAGUUAAGAAUAAUUCAUUAUAGUUGACGAGAAAGUUUGUCUUCAGAAAAAAAACCUAAUUUUUUUAUUGGAAGGACUCAUCCAUGAAAACUAAAACAUGAGCCAAAACCUACAAUUAAACUGAAUCAUAUAACUAAACAUGAAUCUCUUCAAAGGAAACAGAGAAACGUAUAAUACAAGGAUCAAACAAGAACCUAACAUUGCAUGUCAUAAAAAGCAUAGAAACUCUCAGUGUCGUGAAUCAAUAACCUAAACUUGAAUUUUUUUUUAAGCAAGAGAAGAGCCACAAAUUUCUGAAAACAAUAAAAACAGAAGAAUCUUUGAUUAAGACAGCAAAAUUAAUCGUAGCUACUGAUCAAACAAGUGAAGAACCUUGAAUUUCAUAAUUCAAGAGAAAGUGUAGAGACAUUACCAGAAAUAGAUAGUGGAAACGGGAGAACUUCUGAGCUGACACACGAGAGAGUAGUCUUGUGUUUUCUAGUCGACUGGUGAUACCUCUCAGACUAGGUUUAGGUUUGGGUAUUCGGUUAUCCAUUCAAGUAUGGAUAGAUUAUUUCAAAUUUUCUCAUUUUCCUAGGUUCCACUCUAAUAAUUUAUAAAUACAGACCGGGUUUAGAUAAUAACUCUUCGGAUUCAGUUUUAAUUUUUAAUAAAUCUUAAACGUAUAAGUAAACCGUAUAUUUUUCAGCUUUGAGUUAUAUCGGUCCAGUUCGGAUGUAUCUGAAGUAAAAGAUAAAAUUCAAAAGAAAAAAUAAGAAAAACACCUAAACUGAAUAGAAGAUAAUUCAACAUACAUCAAGUUGAUAAAAUAACAACAAAGUGUUGAAUCAUGCAUAAACACAAGGGAAAAUAGUUUUUAAUCAAUAUGUAUAUUACUCUCUCUGUUCCUAAAAGAUUCAUAUUUUAGAAUUUUCACACUUUUUAAUAAAACAUAUAAAACUUAGCUAUAAAUGCAUAGAUUUUGUAAUUUUAUAUUUCUUAUAUUUUAAAAUCAGUACGAUUUUAAGAAAUGCAAAUAAUAUUUUUGAAGUUCACAAUUUAUCAUUAUUAGUUGACAAAAAUUACAUUGGAAAUAUAAGAUAUGUAUCUUUUUGAAACAAAGGUUUUCUCUAGAAUAUGGAUAUUUUAGGAACAGAAGGAGUACUUUAUAGAUAAAGUAGACAUGUUAUUUUAAAGAGUAAAUUAUGAAAUACGUAUUUAUAAGGUAAUUGGAUAUUUAUAGUAUAUAUUUAAGUUUUAAUACUUAUUUUAUAUAACAUAUCAAAAUAAACAUUGGAGUGAUCAUUUGAAACAUAUAUGUAUGUUUCAAAUAUUUAUAUUGACUAUUAUUUCGGAUUUUUGGGUUAUUCGUUCGGAUUCAGUUAAUAACACAUCAAGUUCAGAUAUGUUUUGUAUAUGUCUGUGUAUUUUUUACGUUUUAGAUCAGAUAAUGAAUCAGAUUUUUUGGUUAUGUCAUUCGGAUUUUAUCCCCUAUCUCAGACUGUCAAGUUCAUCAUUAAACUGUCUAAUUUAACUAUUUGAAUCAUUAUGUGUUCCAAAAAAAAUCAUUAAACCACAUAAACUAUCUAUGUCAAACUAACUGUAAUAUUUAAAGAGUGAAAAUCAAGUUCAAUUACUUAAAAUAGCAUUUGCAAUUAUACACCUAUUAUCCGAUUAAACCCAUCUGAAAUCCGAAUGGCAAACGCUAACCAUUGUUUUGGUGUCAUUGUGACUAGUCAUAGUUUACUUCUUACUCUGUCUGCAUUAAUUUCUUGUUUUGGAUUUGGCAACAAUUCCACAAAGCACCGGAGGUUCUAUUCUUUCGCCGUACGCCUCGAUACAGCCACUGCAUGCCUUAUGGGUCCUUUUUGGUUCCUAAAAAAAGGAGAAGGAAAUAAAUAGGAUUUUAAAGAUUAGUUUGAUGAAACUGAGGACACAACUUCUCGGAAGAUAACAAAAUUACUUGUUUAAACCUAAAUUUCUUGACAGACAAGAAAGAAAUAGGUUUUUUAAGGCUAGAGUGUUUAACUUCCCAUACAAGAAAAAACAGCGUGGGAACAUGUGCACUGGGCAUAAAACCCUCAACAUAUUAUGCUCUUUCGUGUUUUUGGGAUUCGUUAGUAUUCUACCGUUGUGUACUAGAACAAAACCACGUGACUAAUCACACUGCCUUUACCGUUUUAUAAUAUAACUAUAAAUCCGUAUAACAUCAAAAUCAUCUACUUUUUUUACGUCAAAAUCCAUGUAUUAUUGACUCAAUUAAAGAAUUUGGAAAACGCCGAAAUUAAAGAAUUUACAUGGAAAACGAGAGAACUUUGGAAACGAGAUAAUUUGGAAAGGAGAUCCGCCCUUACAUCAAAAUCAUCUAGUGGCUGAGGUAAGAAGAUAUGUGAUGUGGUCCAAAAUUUAAUAGAUUACUAAUUUUGUCUAAACUGAAGUGAAUUAGUGAAAUAUUUGGUCAAAAUUAGUUUUUGACCCCCAAGCAGUAUUUUUGAAAUCCGACUCGGACUCUGAAUCAGAUAACUUACCAGGUCGACCAAGGACAAACCAAAGAUUAAUAAAUCAAUUAGUUUUGUUAUAUAAUAAUAUAUUAGUUAUUAAAAAAUAUAAGAAUUUUUUUAUGUUUAAAAAACAUUUGGAAAAAUACUUAACUAUAGUUUUUUUUUCAUUUCACAUACAAAAUAUCAACAAAAAAUAGACUAUUUAACAAUUUCAUAACAAGUUAAGAAUUGUGACAUAUAAUAAUAGUAUAUCAAGACUUGAAUUCUAUAAUUAUUUAAAUGUCAAAUAUGAACAAUAAAAUGAAACUUAAAAUCUAUAAUAUGCCAAAAGUAAAACAUAAAAUUGUAAUAAAUAAUCGAUAAAAAAUAAACUAAUGCCAAAUCACAUCAAAAUAUAUUCAUAAUCCACAUGAUCUUGUUAUUUAUUUUUUAAAACUAAAAACUUAACUUCUUAAUUAGAAUACAAAACAUAUUCUAAUAAUGUAACCGAAAAAUCUAAAAAAAAUAAUUAAAAGUUAUGUUAUGGUUCAACCAGUAGUUCAAUCGGUAGCCGAAUUUCGGCUUUAACGGUUUUUGUGGGUUUUAAUAGAUUUUUAAAUAAUAGAUUUUUAAAUAAUAGAUUUUUUCUAAAACCCAAACCGGAUUUACCGAUUCGACCAGGGAGAGGAGGUUGGGUCGGGUUUCAAAACACUCCCCCAAAGAAAUUUGUGUAGCAAUUUCAAAUAACUCACAAAUGCAUACAAUUUUAUAUUAUUACUUUACUUUGAAUAUAUCAAGUUUAUAUACUAUAUAAGCCUCAGUGAAAAUCAUCUUGAUUACGUUUCUGGUAGAGUAAAUGCAAUUUGAAGAUUCCUGAACAUGUCAUAUACAAAAUAUAAUAUUUGCAGGUUUUGCAUGCUCAUCUCUAUAAGUAUUUGCAUGUGAAUAUAGCUAGAAGCAGAGUGCAGAAAUAAGAGAUAAGAUAGAAAGAGCGUACCUACCCAUUCUUUCUUUCUUUGUUCACGCAUACUCUCUAAUGGCUAACGUAAAGCUUCUUUACCAUUACCUCAUAACCCACUUUUUCAAGCUCUUCUUUCUCCCAUUAAUAGCACUAGUGGCCACUAAAGCAUCAAGCCUAACCCAAGAAGAUUUCCACAAUCUCUGGUUCCAUCUCCAACACAACCUCCAAACUCUAACCAUUGUCUUUGCAAUUUUCACAUUCGGGUCAACCGUAUAUAUCUUGACCCGACCUAGACCUGUUUACCUCGUUGAUUACUCCUGCCAUCUUCCUCCUGCGCAUCAAAAGAUCACAGUCCAAAUGAUCAGAGAUAAUAUCAAAAAGAAUCUAGAAAUAAAUCCUUCUCUAAGAUUACUGGGCGAGGAGUCGUCUUUGGACUUCUUUUAUAGGGUUCUUGAACGUUCAGGCCUGGGGGAAGAGACCUACCUUCCUAAUGCACUUCAUAGCGUUCCACCUCUCCAGAACAUGGCGGCGGCACGUGAAGAGACAGAACAAGUCAUCUUCGACGCCAUAGACAAUCUCUUAACCAACACCAAAGUCAACACGCGCGAGAUAGGUAUAAUCAUCCUCAACUCCAGCACGUUUAACCCGACUCCUUCGCUCUCAGCGAUGGUGGUGAACAAGUACAAGCUUAGGAGCAACAUCAAAAGCAUCAAUCUCGGCGGUAUGGGAUGCAGCGCAGGCGUCAUCGCCAUCGAUCUCGCUAAGGACUUGUUGCAAGUUCACAAGAACACUUACGCUCUUGUGGUGAGCACAGAGAAUAUCAGCCGUAACGCGUACGCAGGCGACAACAAAUCUAUGAUUGUCGCCAACUGCUUGUUUCGUCUCGGUGGAGCCGCGAUAUUGCUCUCUAACAAGUCUGAAGACAGAAGACGUUCCAAGUAUAAACUGCUCCACACGGUUCGGACACACACCGGAGCGGAUGACAAAUCUUUUAGAUGUGUGCAGCAAGAAGAUGAUGAUAAGGGCAAAACCGGAAUCUCAUUAACCAAAGACAUAACCUCUGUUGCUGGGAGGACUAUUACCAAAAACAUAGCCACUUUGGGUCCAUUGGUUCUUCCCAUGAGCGAGAAGCUCCUCUUUUUCAAGACUUAUUUACGCAAGAAGUACUUCGACGACAAGAUUAAACACUAUGUUCCGGAUUUUAAGCGUGCCAUUGAUCAUUUUUGUAUCCACGCGGGUGGGAGAGCUCUGAUCGAUGAGCUCGAGAAAAGCUUGGGGCUAUCUCCGGUUGACGUGGAGCCAUCGAGAUCGACUUUGCAUAGGUUUGGUAAUACUUCUUCGAGCUCUAUUUGGUAUGAGUUGGCUUAUACGGAGGCUAAAGGUAGGAUGAAGAAAGGGAACAAAGCUUGGCAGAUUGCUUUAGGUUCAGGUUUUAAGUGUAACAGUGCGGUGUGGGUGGCUUUACGCGAUGUUAACCCUUCGGUUAAUAGUCCUUGGGAACAUUGCAUUGACAAAUACCCGGUUAAGCUUGAUCUUUGAUUCUUUCAAAGUUAAUAAGGUUGAUCUCCAAUAUGCAUGCAUCGGUCCACUUGUUUCUCUUCCUUUUAUAAAAUGUUGGUGAGUAUGUUUCCCCAGUGCUUUUGUGUCUAGAUUCGCCCCUGUGCCAUGUGAAGUUUUCAUGCAAGUUGAAUUAAUUAAAAGCUAUAAAUCUUUAAGAAACUGGAUACUUACUGUUUAUACAUACACUGUUUGUUCUCCGUGGUAAAUACGAAACAAACACGAUUUAAAAAGGUUAGCUAUAAUGUGAUUUAAUUAUGGUUUAUAGCUAUUAAGAAAUCUUGUGGCUUAAAAUUUUCACAAAAUCUGGUGAUUAUCUAUACUAUUAAAAGGGAAUCACUCCUAAAAAAUCUACUUAAACAAGGUUGUUGGACCAUUUCAUUAGACUUAACUAUUUAUUUGGUCUUAACUUAUAUUUCUCUAACUAUAUAAAUACUUUACAUAAUUUAAAUGAAUUCAUUUAUUAUUUUUUCAUAAUCUAUUAUAUAAUUGCUCUAACAAUAAAUCCAUAUGAAUAUAUGAUAAUUAUUCAAAUGUGAUCAUUACCACAUAUAAUCUAUUAAUAGUAUAAACUUUUAAUGGUGUAGUUAUGUUUAAUAGGUAUAUAAUUUGUAGUUUAAAUUUUAAGUAUUCAUUUGGUCCUUACUUUGGUUUAUAUUUUUCUAUGCUCGAUUAUUAUGAAAUUCAGCUUAAUUUUGAGUUUUUUCUCAGUUUGGUACGGUUCAAUGUACUCGGGUAAAUGUACUCAACCCUAUACAUUAUCUCUUAUAUAAGAAAAAUGUAUUUAAUUUCAAAAAUAAACCCGCGCUUUCUAAGCGCGGGUCAAAAUCUAGUCUAUACUAUUAAAAGAGAAACAUUUUAAAAAAAUCUACUUAAAUAAAGUUGUUGGACUCUUUCAUUUUUUAGUCCAACCUAUUAUAUAUAACUAAAUCUUAUAAGCAACCUAUUUUAUAGCAACCAAAUAAAAAUCUCCUACAUUUAAAUAAAACAUAUUACUGUUUAUUGACUUUAAAUAUUAUAAUAUAAACUGUCGACCUAUAGCCUUUUAAAUAUGUACGUAGGUUUUGUAUGAACCAUUGUUUCUAUUAGUAAUGUUUAUAUAAUAUGUUUGUAUCGAAUGAUGGUAUGAAAUUAUUAUAAACCAACAUUAUACCUCAUAUAACAAGACUUUAAUGAACCAUAUAUUAGAUAUCUAUUAUUUAAAUGAGUCCGUGUUUUCAUCACAAAAAUAUAACAAAUUAGUAUUUUCAUCAAAGCAUUUUAACAACUUACAGGUUUGGUAAAAUGCUCAUACCUAAGAGAGAGUUAUAUAAGAGUGUACAUAUAUUUGAA